Molecule: messenger RNA, 2670 nt
Organism: Girardinichthys multiradiatus
Lineage: Eukaryota; Metazoa; Chordata; Actinopteri; Cyprinodontiformes; Goodeidae
Gene: klhl31
Product: kelch-like family member 31
Exons: 2
Coding region: 16-1917 (633 amino acids)
Biological process (GO): negative regulation of protein phosphorylation
Cellular component (GO): nucleus; cytoplasm
Molecular function (GO): protein binding
Source: RefSeq, a predicted model, not a curated record
UCUUCUGCUACAGCCAUGGCACCCAAAAAGAGCAAAGCGACCAAAAAGAGCAAAGGAGACAUAAAUGACAUCAUGGUUGAGAACAGCCCCAUUAACAAGUUUAAUGGACUAAACGCUCUGAUUGAGGGAGGAAAUGGCUUCAGUUGCAUCUCAACUGAAGUGACAGAUUCCGUGUACGCACCAAACCUCCUGGAGGGUUUGAGCAACAUGCGACAGGAAAGUUUCCUCUGUGACCUGACCGUCACCACCAAAUCAACCACAUUUGACGUCCACAAGGUGGUCAUGGCCUCUUGCAGCGAGUAUAUCAGGAACAUCUUGAAGAAGGAUUCGAGCCUCCAGAAGAUUGACCUGAAUGACCUCUCAUCUGUUGGUCUAGCAACUGCAAUUACAUAUGCAUACUCAGGAAAGCUUACCUUGUCCCUUUAUAGUAUUGGCAGCACCAUUGCUGCAGCCAGAUUGCUUCAGAUCAGUACCCUGGUAAAAAUGUGCAGCGAUUUUCUCAUGCAGGAACUCAGCGUGGAAAACUGCAUGUACGUGGCCAAUAUUGCUGAUGCCUAUGACCUUAAAGAAACCAAGGAAGCAGCUCAAAAGUUCAUGCGGGAGAACUUCAUUGAGUUUUCCGAAAUGGAGCAGUUCCUGAAGCUCACAUAUGAGCAGAUCAACGAAUUUCUCUCUGAUGAUUCCUUACAGCUCCCCUCUGAGGUCACGGCCUUCCAGAUCGCCAUGAAAUGGUUAGACUUUGACGAGAAAAGGCUGAAGUACGCAGCAGACCUCCUGACUCACAUCCGGUUCGGGACGAUCUCUGCCCAAGACCUAGUGAAUCACAUCCAGAGUGUGCCCAGAAUGAUGCAAGACCCCGAGUGCCACCGCCUCCUCGUUGAUGCCAUGAAUUACCACUUGCUGCCAUAUCAGCAAAACAUCCUGCAGUCGAGGAGAACAAAGAUACGAGGUGGUCACAAGGUGAUUCUCACAGUUGGCGGACGUCCUGCCUUGACGGAGAAAUCGCUCAGCAAAGAUGUUCUCUACAGAGAUGAAGACAAAGUUUGGAAUAAAUUGACGGAAAUGCCAGCAAAGAGUUUCAACCAGUGUGUGGCAGUACUGGAUGGCUUCCUGUAUGUAGCAGGUGGUGAGGACCAGAACGAUGCGAGGAACCAGGCAAAACAUGCUGUUAGCAAUUUUUGCAGGUUCGACUCCCGCUUUAACACUUGGAUUCACUUGAGCAACAUGAUUCAAAGACGCACCCACUUCAGCGUCAAUACCUUCAAUGGCCUCUUGUUUGCCAUUGGUGGUCGAAAUGCUGAUGGUGUUCAGGCCUCCGUGGAGUGCUAUGUACCCUCCUCUAAUCAGUGGCAGAUGAAAGCUGCCAUGGAGGUGCCGCGCUGCUGUCAUGCCAGCUCCACUAUUGAUGGUAAGAUCCUUGUAUCGGGAGGCUACAUCAACAACGCCUACUCCAGGGCUGUGUGUGCUUAUGACCCCUCCACCGACACCUGGCAGGACAAGAGCAGUCUGAGCACCCCCAGAGGAUGGCACUGUGCUGCUACCAUUAGAGAUCGAGCCUACGUGAUUGGCGGCAGCCAGCUCGGAGGACGAGGAGAGCGAGUUGACGUUCUCGUUGUUGAAUCUUACAACCCGCACAGUGGCCAGUGGAGCUACUGUGCGCCCCUUCAUAUUGGGGUCAGUACGGCUGGCAUUUCCAUUUUGAACAACAAGAUCUAUCUCCUCGGGGGCUGGAAUGAGGGUGAGAAGAAAUACAAGAAAUGUAUUCAGGUUUACAACCCUGACCUCAAUGAAUGGACUGAAGAUGACGAGUUGCCAGAAGCUACAGUUGGCAUUUCAUGCUGUGUCGUCACGAUACCAACAAUGAAAACACGAGAAUCCAGAGCUAGUUCAGUUUCAUCUGCACCAGUCAGUAUAUAGAGGUGCAGAUCUCUGAUAUAGUUCAGUCUACACAUCUUCACUUCUUCUGUUGCAUUCUUGGUACCAAAUGGACAUCAGGUUUCUUUAUUUAAGAUUAGGAUACGUGUAAGGUUUACCACAUUUUUAGAAACUAUUUCAUAAUUGCUACACUUAGCAAUGUUUUUGCAAAAUAUUCUUUUUAAAUUAUACAAAUAACAUAUAAUAACAAAUUUAUUAAGGGGCCAAUUCAAGCCAUUAUGCUUUAGCAAAUAUGAAAAAACUCAGACAUUUUUAAUCUAACCACUCCAUGUGUUGAAAGAAAUAUAAAAGCAAUAAUGUUGACCUAGGUUAUGCUGCCUUCGUUACUGUGACCUUUACAUACUGUACUUGAAUAGAAUAAAAAGCUGACGCUGGAAUAAGUAUGAUGACACCUACCAGGAGUAGGUGCUUGUGAUCAGUGCUUCAGCAUACAAUCAACCAACAGGUUCUUUAUAUGAUCUCAGCUGCAGCAUACAGUACUCCUAUGCUGUAUUUAUUUUAUUUUCUAAUCCCUACUGGUAUAAUUGAAGCAGGUUCUGUGCUAAAAAUAGCUGACGGCUGAAUGAGUUCAAAUGAGACAGAGGUACAUUUAUUUUGUAGAAAAUACAGAGAAAAAAUCCAAGAUAGCAACAAUGUUCAGAGCCUGAGCUUGUCCAGAAGAUCAUGAAUUUCCUGACUGCUCAUGUCUUUCUGUUUUAUGUUUGCUUUUAAAUUAAAGUGAUGACUUGUAAUCUC